Pseudophryne corroboree (corroboree frog) is the source of this 10012-nucleotide messenger RNA. It is a transcript of the gene SEMA3A, whose product is annotated as semaphorin 3A. The transcript has 17 exons. Gene Ontology annotation, molecular function: neuropilin binding; chemorepellent activity; semaphorin receptor binding. The record is from RefSeq and is a predicted model, not a curated record. Gene Ontology annotation, cellular component: glutamatergic synapse; plasma membrane; axon. Bases 1143 to 3464 code for a protein of 773 amino acids. Gene Ontology annotation, biological process: negative chemotaxis; motor neuron axon guidance; neural crest cell migration. Lineage: Eukaryota; Metazoa; Chordata; Amphibia; Anura; Myobatrachidae.
UCAGCUCUUCUGUGCUUACAGGAGUAAUUGUCUAGAAGCAUGGCAUGGAAAAUUGUAUCUCUUCAACUGAAAGGGGAUUUGACACAUUAUUGCAAACCUUUUGCUUUCCUGGUUAGCACAGGAGACUGAAGACCAGUGUAAUUUGACUAAUGAAAUAAUCAGGGGAUUUAAAAAGAGGCUGGAAGUGUGUAGAUAUGUUUGAAUUGUAAGAAUCCUGUGGAGGAUCAGCAAAUAUGAUUUCUAAUCCCCAGCAGAGUGACUCUUGUCUUGAACAGCUUGUUGUGAGAGCUCUAACUAGGGAAUUCCCACCAGGAUUGGCAGGAAAAGGUUUCUAAGGAGGCAGUUAAAAAUCACCAAGUUUAUUGAGAUAGCAUUUAACUAGUGACACGUCUAUUAGAUUUGUAGAGGCUACAUUUACAUGAUGGACAGUGAGACCACUGACCCAUUACACCGAACUAUUCGUAAAGUAGCAUGUGCCUUUAACGGUGAAUGUAUGGCUGGUUGCCUUCCACAUGCCUGGUGCAGGUCUGCUCCCUCCUCUAAUCUCUCCUAGAUGUUUUCUGCAUGUGUUGUGUGACAGCAGGGAAAGGCAGUGGGUUGAGCUUGCCUGUUCUCCCAUUGUCAGUUUGCCUUUGCUGUAGUAGGGAAAACCUGUCUGGGAGAUCCUGUGUCAUCUCUGCAUGUGGACAGGAAAAGUCAGCACUGCUCUCUGGACUCCUCUUCCUCUCCGUACAUUUUCCUUUCAUUCAGCUCCCACACACUGACUGAGGUACUAACUGAGGCACAGAGAUCAGGAUUAGUUCCCCAGCCGGUCAUCACAGCAGAUCUUGGAUGAAAGCAGUGUAUCUGUAAGCUCCAGCAUUGCAGCACCCGUUCCUUCUCCCUCUCCACACAACAGUGGUGCCUCAUUAUCUAGUGCCUGCUUCAUUAUUUAUUUUUUUCUCCUCAACGCCUGAAGUUUGCAGUCUUGUGCCUAUGCCUGUCACCGGGGGAGAGAUGAGGAGCUCCAUUCUACCAGUGUUGCUCAAAUGAGACUGCCUAAAGUCACCUGUUCUCCGACUUGUUAGACCCCUCGGACUGUUAGACUGCAGUAGGGAGCACCAGGCUGCAUAGGGACCUAGAGGAUCUGUUUGCUCCUCAGCAUGGGCUCUCUCACUGGGAUUGCAUUUCUUUUCUUGGGAGUAUCAAUAACAACUAGAGUGAACUGUCAGAAUGUCAAAAAUAACGUGCCCAGGGUCAAAUUAUCUUACAGAGAAAUGCUGGAUGCCAAUAACUUAAUCACAUUCAGUGGCUUGGCUAACAGCUCAAAUUACAACACUUUGGUAUUAGAUGAAGAACGGGGAAGGCUAUACGUUGGAGCUAAGGAUCACAUAUUUUCAUUUAACCUGGCUAACAUCAAAGAUUUCCAAAAGAUUGCUUGGCCUGUAACAAAUACUAGAAGGGAUGAAUGCAAGUGGGCAGGAAAAGAUAUUGUGAAAGAAUGUGCAAAUUUCAUUAAGGUUCUUAAAGCCUAUAACCACACUCAUUUGUACGCCUGCGGGACUGGAGCGUUUCACCCUGUCUGUACCUAUAUUGAUAUUGGCUACUAUCCUGAGCAGGAUAACAUAUUUAAACUGGAGGAUUCACUGUUUGAGAAUGGUAGAGGAAAGAGCCCUUAUGACCCCAAACUUUUAACUGCCUCCAUUCUAAUUGAUGGGGAGCUAUAUUCUGGAACUGCAGCAGAUUUUAUGGGAAGAGAUUUUGCCAUUUUCCGCACGCUUGGAAAUCAUCAUCCAAUUAGAACUGAGCAGCAUGAUUCCAGAUGGUUAAAUGAUCCCAGGUUCAUUGGUGCAUAUCUAGUUCCAGAGAAUGACAACCCAGAAGAUGAUAAAGUAUAUUUUUUCUUUCGGGAAAAUGUAAUAGACGGAGAACAUAAUGGAAAAGCCACACAUGCUCGAAUAGGACAACUAUGCAAGAAUGACUUUGGAGGACACAGAAGUCUGGUUAACAAAUGGACAACUUUCCUAAAGGCUCGUUUAAUUUGUUCUGUGCCUGGUCCUAAUGGAAUUGACACGCAUUUUGAUGAAUUGCAGGAUGUUUAUUUAAUGAAUUCUAAAGACCCUAAAAAUCCAGUUGUAUAUGCAGUGUUUACAACUUCAAGUAAUGUAUUCAAAGGCUCCGCUGUAUGUAUGUACAGCUUGUCUGAUGUUCGAAGAGUGUUCUUGGGUCCAUAUGCUCACAGAGAUGGUCCUAAUUACCAGUGGGUGCCGUAUCAAGGACGAGUUCCUUAUCCAAGACCAGGAACUUGCCCAAGCAAGACUUUUGGUGGUUUUGAUUCUACAAAGGAUCUGCCAGACGAAGUCAUCAUGUUUGCUAGGAGCCAUCCAGCCAUGUACAACUCUGUUUUUCCAAUCAACAACCGCCCAAUCAUAAUUAAAACAGAAGUGGAUUAUCAGUUUUCUCAGAUAGUGGUUGAUCGUGUGGAAGCAGAGGAUGGCCAGUAUGAUGUAAUGUUUAUUGGAACAGAUAGGGGGACAGUUUUGAAAGUAGUUUCAGUGCCAAAGGAGACCUGGCAUGAUUUGGAGGAAGUGCUCCUGGAAGAAAUGACAGUAUUCAGGGAGCCAAGUCCUAUUUCAGCCAUGGAGAUCUCCACAAAGCAACAACAACUGUACAUUGGUUCCUCAAUGGGAGUUUCCCAACUCCCACUACACCGCUGUGAUGUUUAUGGAAAAGCAUGCGCUGAAUGUUGUCUUGCCAGGGACCCCUAUUGUGCCUGGGAUGGUUCUUCAUGCUCCCGUUACUUUCCUACUGCUAAAAGGAGAACACGACGGCAAGAUAUCAGAAAUGGUGAUCCUCUAACACACUGCUCAGAUCUUCAGCAUCAUGAUGAUCCGCACAGACAGAAUCUGGAAGAGAAGAUCAUCUAUGGUGUGGAGAACAGCAGCACAUUCCUGGAGUGCAGUCCUAAAUCACAGCGAGCCAUGGUUUUUUGGCACUUCCAGAAACAAAAUGAAGACAAAAAAGAAGAGAUAAGAAUGGAUGAUCGUACAAUAAAAACAGAACAUGGCUUACUAUUGCGCAUCCUCAAGAAGAAAGAUUCAGGGAUAUACUAUUGUAAUGCCAUAGAACAUGGAUUUAUGCAAACCCUACUCAAAGUAACUCUGGAAAUUAUUGAUACAGAACAUCUAGAUGAACUAUUGCAUAAAGAUGAUGACGGUGAAAACCACAAACACAAAGAACCAUCAAAUAGCAUGUCUCCAACACAGAAGAUUUGGUACAGAGACUUCAUGCAGUUAAUAAACCACCCAAAUCUCAAUACAAUGGAUGAAUUUUGUGAGCAAGUAUGGAAAAGAGACCGCAAACAGCGUCGUCAAAAAAAUCCCAAUGCCCAAGUUAGCCCCAAUAAAUGGAAGCACCUACAAGAAAAUAAGAAGGGCAGAAACAGGAGGACCCAUGAGUUUGAAAGGGCACCGAGGAGUGUCUGAUCUGCAUUACCUCUUCAAACCUCAUCCGAGUAGGAUUUGUAUAGACAUUAAACUGGAAAAAUGCAAUAUUCAUGAAUCUUUUCAUGGCAUUAUUUGGAUGUUUACAGGGUGGAAAGUUCUGCAAAUUUUCCACUAAGUCUAAAUAAAAUACAUUAGUAACUUUCCAAAUAGACAGACUAUUUAGUCAAAAUAUAAGAUUUUAAAGACAAGGUGUCUCAGCUUGGUUUUCCCAUUUCUAAAGCAUUUCUCAACAGAUUGUUUUCUGUACUUCCUUCCUUUCCCAAGAAGAAACAGUUAGUUUACCAUCCUGCUAUUGAAAUGAGAAAAGCCUAGCAUUAGUCAACAACACAGUUCCGGAACUAGAUAUGACAUUCAAUAUCCUUGUUGAUGAGGAGCACUUCUCAAGUUCGGAUUGGAUACACACAUCUACUUUUGCCUAACACCAUUGUGCAUAUUUGUAUGAAAAUAUAGUAUGAUGCCUGGGAAUAUAUGAAAUAUAAACCAUGAACUGCAACAAUAAUUUCACCAAUAACCAGCAAACAAGUCGGGCUUACUGAUCUACUACUGAUAUCUUCAACCAGCUUUGACCUGAAUUUGUAUUGUACUAAUCUUUAAUUUAAAUGUACCAUGACAAAUAUGCAGUAAAUGUAGGUCAUUUUUUGUUCGUUUCUUUAAUAGUUAUAGGAACAAUUCUUCUGUCUUGCACGCAUUAUUUCAUGAAAAGAAAGUCUUUAUUUUUAUUUUUCUGUUCACAUUUUUAAGAAGUGCUGAAUUGAAUGCAUAACAAGGGAAUGAUGUGUCAUAUUUCUAACCUAUUUUCUAAGCUAAAAAUAAAGUAGAAUGCAAGACUUAAAAUUUCUAGUUGAUUAGUAUACAGAAAACAAAUAUUCUUGGAAUGUGAUGUUUUGGAUCCCGUAACUAAUAAGGAAAAUAGCUUUUAUAACUUCCUGAGUAUUUUAGUUAAUUAAAGGUGAUCACAUAUGGUGCAAUUAUAUUUAGUUAAUUUUACUAAGUUGACCAAAUAUUAUCUAAAAUUGACUCAAUGCAGUUGUUGUAUAUGACCAAAGUUGAACAGAUUUGAUCCAAGUAUUUUGCAAAACUGUUUAAAAUGAUGACCUUCAUUUCUACCUGCUUUUGGUCAUUGUUCUAUAGUCUCUGUAAGCGAUUGAAGAAAUGUGAUGCAGAUGUUUUACCAAAUACUUUAACACCCAGAAAAAUGAAAUUAACCAGCUUUAUGGCCAAAUUGUAUAUUGGUUCUUUAAUAUGGAAUGCUAUGCAUAAAUAUGGCUUAAAUAUGAAAUAGCAGAAAAAUAGGGGGAUUCUUUUUGUGCCAUACACCUUGAAAUAAAUAAAGGCAAUACAAUUACAAGUAAAUAUAUAUACAUUGCACCCCACAACAUGAGAUAUAUAUCUAUGUAUAUAUAUAUAUAUAUAUAUAUAUAUAUAUAUAUAUAUAUAUAUAUAUAUGAAUACCCAUGCUUUGCUGUGGAAUUUAAAGUAUUUCAGUACAUAUAACUAAUUUUGAAGGACUUCCUGGUAAACUAUUUAGACUUACAACAGGACAUGCUCCGCCAGCCGCUGCCAAUCUUUGUCAGGCUGCACCUCUGGGCAGGCCUUCCCCCAGAUAGAUGCUGUAAAAAAGCUGGUACUGAGGAGAAUAAUCCACCUCCUUCUCUGCCCCAUUCCGCCUCUGAUGCUGCACUGCUCAGUGCUGUAAAUGCUGGGACAACAGGCCAAGCUCCUCCCGCUAUAUGUUAAAUAUGUAAAGUUUGCAGGGAUAGGCUGACUCUAUUCCAAAGGGCCCUAUGUCUCAUUGCUUAGCUUCUCACUCUCAUUAGGGCUCCUCCUUUGAGGUAAAAAGGUAAAGAUUUUCACACAACACUUAAGGUCACUGGGAGAGCUGUCGGUAGCCUUUACACAUCAGAUAAGCAGUUGCUGACUAUCAAGCUUUCCUUUAAUGCAUUUAGGAGUCAACAUAUCUAUGUCUCCUUUCCUCCUAUUGCUGUCUGAGAGAUUCGGCAUUGUUUAGUUCAAGUGACAGGUUAACCUCUGAUAAUUGAGACGAUAUCCUCUCCUGACUGGAAAUAGGUUGGUUAAGUACUUAUAUCUGAAAUCUAUUUAUAUAUAAAAGGCAAAUACCACUGACUCAUCACAAAAUCUCCUGAACCAUAAGGCUGCACUUCCUUUCCAGUGGCAGUUUUAGAGCAGUCCAUUAUUCAAAUAGGAGAUCCACACUCAGCAAUGUUUGACAUUGUUUAUGUGUUUAUGGGUUGCAGUUGAUGUGGAUUCCCCAUUUGAAUAAUGGAGUGCUCUGCAACUGCCACUGGCAAGGAAGUCCAGGAACAGAGCAUUGUGUCCUCCCCCCUCUGCAACUUGGUAUCACCGACACCAUGCAUUCUUUAUAGCCCCGGCUGGGUGGGCUGUUAACUUUCCUCUGUGAUGGGGGAAUUAUCUCACCCCUUUUAACCCCUUUGUGGGUGGAAUUUUGAAAAAUCCCUUCUUAGUGGGAGCCUACGUCACAAAAGCAAGCUACUGUCCAAGUUUUAAGUUCCUAGUCCUUAUGGUUCAGGAGAUUUUGUGAAGAGUCAAUGGUAUUUGCCUUUUAUAUAUAAAUAUAUAGAUAUAGAUAUAUGAAAAAAAUAUGCUUAGAGGUCUUUUCUUGUAUAUGUCAACUCUUGAUUGAGCCAGAUGUGGUUUUUCUUCUUGUGUAUCAUGAAUUGAAUGUGAUUUGUUUUCAUCAUAUAAUCUGGGUCCAGAGUCCAGUAUCUCCCAAAUUUCCACGUUUCUUAUAUAAUCCUUGGCAGUGCCAUAAAAGUGGAUGAGGAGUGCACCAUAGGGUGUAACUUCAUUUAAAAUUCAUUUGUUUGACAUUUAUACAGAAGACAGUGUUUUGAUUUACUUUAGUAAAUUAAAGAAGUCUUUCUAAACAUAGCAUAGGAAUCCAGGUGAAUAGACAAAAUUAAUUUGUAUCAGAGGUAGGUUUCAAAAGAGACACCAAAUUCCUCAGGAACUCCGGAAAUCCUCAAGGUGGUGCAGACAUCCCAAAUGAAACAACUCACUCAGGUUCUGCAGAUUAUUGAAGUCACACUCACAGGCAGUGUGCCUUGGUUAAUCCUGGACUCUGAAUACAGACUAUGCAGUAUGCUGAACACAAGUCAUGUUUAGUUUAUGACACAUGUUAAGAAAGUCUGGCACAAUCAAAAGUUCACAUAUCAAGACUCAUAACAGAUAAGACCUUUAUGUGUUUUUUUGCCAUAUAUAUCAUUUUGUUCCUUCUAUUAUGUGUAUUGCAUUUAUUUAAAGUGGUUUAGCACCCAAAGAAUCACUUUUUUUCAAUUAUUGUCUUUUUGAGUCCUCUUUCUGGUGGGAAAACCAGUGUAUUCUUAUAAGACAAGAAAAAGUCAAGCAAGUCCCCUGGGCGCAAAGCCGCCUGUACACUUCUGGUGUCAAAAUAAAUGCCACCACAUUUAUGAAACACAGAUAUUUUACACAACAAAUAGACACCAGAUUGCGUCCUAGGCGCUUAAAAAAUAGUUGAUUUGUACAAUACGUUCCUUUUUGGAGAUGGGAUGGCCUCAGAAUUGGUUCCCGCCUUGUGUAUUCUUAUGCUGCUUUAUCUACACCUAGUGCACCUCAGAGUCCACCGUAUACAUUUUUCAAAAAUGAAAUGUCUUCAUAUGAUAUGCAUCCUAUUUUUUGUAAAUGACUCCUCUUUAGACAUGUUUACUUGCUUAUUGCUUGUUUAUUUAUUUGUAGCCCUUGAUUUACUAUGAAUAACACAGGCAAUUAAAGCUGAUCAUAUGUCAGUCUUUCAGCAUGAUUGCCAAAUGAUCACAUCUGCACAGAUGACAUGUUGGUCAGUAGUGGGGCUGAAAGAUAAGCUCACAUAGGGCGGAGUCAGAGAUGUCAAGUGAUGGCUGUAUACAGAUUUAUUCAUUUAGUAGAAAUGAUUUGUACUUUGUACUAGGAACAAUAAGAAGCCCAUGCAUACAACUAUAUUGGACCAAUAAGGUUGUUUGUUGGCCAACUUUAUGUUACAACAUGACAUCAUUUGUUUAUAUUUAUUUAGUAGUGCAAUCAUUAUUUAGUACUGUUAAACAAUUGAAACAGUUAACAGACAAAUGGUGCAAGGUAUACAAAAAUAAAAGAUUCCGACCAUACCACAAUACAACACUUUUGAUCUUGGAAAUCCCUGUAUUUAGUGCUACACCUUUUCUUCACUAUAUUGGUUCAGCUUUACAGUUCAGAGGAAGACUCAUAUAGCAACAUUAGAGUAUUCUGCUAAUUAUUAGCAAAAACAUUAAUGACCAUUUUUCUAUUCUGUUUAUUACUUUCUAUUAUGUUACAUUGUAUUUUUAGGCAAUACAGUGAAAUAAUUUAUAAACAGUGUUGCAAUUUGUUUUGUUAAGAUAUCACUUUGAAAGCUAAAACAUGUCUGACUUAUUGUGAAUAGUUUAUACAGUAUUUUAUCAAUGUGUAGUGUUUUUUUAUUUAAUUUAGAAUUUUGGCAUCUCUAGAGUGGCACCAUGAUAAAACUGCCGUUAACCACUACUUUGAGAGUCACUGACUGAGUGUUCUUGCAGUUGCACUGAGAAAGUUUUUUCAAAUAUAAUUUUGGUUUUCAAUUUGUUGUUUAGUUCAUUUAUCAUGGUAGUAGAUAGACAUGAACAAUAUAUAAAUAAAACCUUAACAUACAUUUGUUAAAUAUCUGGCUGAUCUGCUUCAACUGCCAUCUUUGUAUAGAGCCCACUGACACAUAUCACCAAUGAUAAAGCAGGCAACAGACUACUGCACUGACAAUGGAAUCUGUGUUUUGUUUUUUGCGAAAUACUAUUGGCUUCAACACAAAGUUUCUUUAUAACAGAAAAUAGGAAUAAAUAAAAAUGACCAUAGGCUGACAGUGUUUUGCUAAUAAUGUGUUUAUUGUAUAUUUUUUAUCAGCAUAUUUCUUGUAGUCAUCAUUUUACUAACUCACAUAAAUGUGUCAUCUAUAACAUGACUUGUUAUGCAUCUUUCAUUUACUGCUAAAAAGAUCUUACUGCUAGCCCUCCUACUGUUUGUACUACUCCUCUCAUUCGAGAUUUGGAGGACCAGCAUUACUUUAACGCAUGCAAGCAGCAAUUCAUUUAUCAAUCAGCCAGUCAUGGCAAUAUCUGAGUAGGAGGUCUUCAUCGUACAAUAAAAGUCCUUCUGUGUCUCCAUCACUAGGAAUCAUGUAGUGAAAAUUGAUACCAUUCAUGAGGAUGGUGGUAACACAUUUACCCUUACACUAUUUGUUGCUAGUCUUUGGUCUAAUUACGGUUACUAAUUAAGUUUCUAGGGCAAAUACUGUACAUAGUCUAUCAGAAGAUCAGUGCUCUCAGCACAAGUCCCAGUAAAAGUUAACGCGCUAAACACAUACCAUAAUGGAUAGAUGUAAUAGACACAGUUUAUUUAAAUCAUUUCUGAGUACAUUUCAUUUGUUCUGUAUUUAUUUCACAUGGCAUUCUUUUUGCUCUUGGAUGCAUCAUUAAAUAAAUAUUUAAGUUUUCACUAUUGCCUCUUGAUGUAAUAGCAUUGCAGCUUGUCAUUCGAGAUUAUUUAUUAUUCAUGUCUGCACGACUGUUUUGGAGCACCAAAAUACUGAAACCUUUAUCUACCAUAAAAUAUAAUCAUGGAUCCAAAACAUGUAUUUUAUUCAGAAUAUUUAUCUGUAUGUCCUCUUAUAGUUUCUUCCCAAUGGUUGCAAAAGCACAAUGUGGUUCCCAACCAUAACAAUGACACCUGUGUGUUGGCACAAUAACUCCACAUAUCCCCGUCUUACAGCCACCCACCUAUUAAAGUCAUAAUGACUUACAGGAUAUAGCACAGAUGGGCCCCACUGCAGUAGUUGAUACAUACAUUUGGUCUAGAGAAGUAAAGCAGGCCAGGAUGGGAAGCAUAUGGUUUAUGUAGAUAGUACCGCACAUCUUUUUAAAUAGUCUUCCACUGUCAUCUUCAUGAAUCAUAAAACAUGAAAAGUCUGUAUUUUGGAUGACGAUGCAGCAAUUGUGCAAAAUGUGGCUUAGCAAUUGCUGUACAGAUUCAUGGCCCACUUAUAGCAACUACUGUAUGUAAUAAAGACCUCAAAGAAACUAAUUGCAUGUGAACAAACAGUUUCUGAUUCUAUUUUAUGCAGUAUUUAGUGUUAUCAAUUGUAUGUGUUUAAAUAGUUUGGUUUUGCUACCUAAACAUUAGCCAAAAGAGAUGUAAAUAUUUUUAAAUAGUUAGGGAGCUACAGUGUAAUGUACUGAUAAUCAUAGGUACUCCAUUUCAAUGUGGUCACGUACAGUAUAUCCAUACAGUACACAAAUCCAAACAUCAGCCGCAUACUAUGGCCUCGCAGUGGUAAUUUUGCUGUUAAAGGUGUGUUUCUAUCAAGCUGAAGAACAAAGUGCAUAUGUUUCAUUGCUAUAUUUAUCAAUACAUUGUAUAGGGGAAUAAAAAACUGGAGAGGAAAUGUAUUGAGACUUGCUGCUGUAAAUUAUUCUUUUUGGCAUGUAUUCAGUUGUUAAAUAAACAUUUCUUCA